Rangifer tarandus platyrhynchus (Svalbard reindeer) is the source of this 930-nucleotide messenger RNA. NCBI's taxonomy places the organism in Eukaryota, Metazoa, Chordata, Mammalia, Artiodactyla, Cervidae. The record is from the annotation of a GenBank genome assembly.
AUGUCGGGUAACUCGGCUGCUUCUUCUGGGCAGCGGCGGCGGGGGGAGCUAGAGGCUCGCGAAGAGCCCGGGACGCGCGCCGGCCGCUCAGAGCCGGGCCGUGGCGGUUCCCGCGCGGACCCCGGGCCGCACUCGCUGCCCGUGGGGCCGCGGACCCGGCGAGGAAGUCUCCGGGAGACGGUGGAUGGCGGCGAGGAAAAACCUAAGGUGUAUCAAGGUGUCCGGGUGAAGAUCACGGUGAAGGAGCUGCUGCAGCAGAGACGAGCACAUCAGGCAGCCUCAGGGGGAACCCAGUCCGGAGGCAACAGUGUCCACCUUUCAGACCCAGUCCCACCAUCUUCUGCAGGACUGUAUUUUGAGCCCGAACCAAUUCCUUCCACACCCAAUUAUUUCCAACCCCGAGAAUUUUCCAGUUGUGUUUCUUGUGAAGAAAACCCAGGCUUUCUGGACCAGAUAUUUGAUUCCUACCUUCAGCCAGAGACACACCCGGAUCCUUCGCUCAGUUCCAUGCAAAGUACUCCACACUAUUUCCCAGACAGCUUCCAAGCUGCCCCCUUCUGCUUUAACCAGAGCCUGACGCCAGAAUCGCCUUCAGAUUCCUCCACUCUGUCUGGCUCCUUAGACUACAAUUACUGUCCUGCUCAGCUGCCUUCGUACGCCCCGGAGAGUCACACCGCUCUCCCCGCACUGGACCCCAGGAACUGCGGCCACCCCUCGGGAGAUUACACCUACGCGCACGCGCAGUAUGACAGCUUCGCCCCCGCCUCGGUCUGCUGCUGCGCCUCCUGCGAGGCCGAAUGCUUGGACGCCUUCCGAGCUUCAGACUGCUUUUCCUGCCCCAGCACAGACUAUGUGAACUUCGCUCCCUCCGCAGCAGCAAGCAGUGAUUUCUAUAAGAGGGAAACAAACUGGGACAUCUGCUACAGUUAA